GCAAGCGUCCGGCGCCCGAGCGUUAGAUCUACAAGACGGGCAAGGCGUGUCCCGCGCACAUGAUCGUCACCGAGACCAUGGACCGCGUGCUGGUCACCUUCUACAAGACGCACGUGGGCCACGGGCCGUGCCCAUACUUCGAGCCCCGCGAACCGAAGAAACUCAAACAGGAGCCGACUGGCGAAGAUUCCCCUGAGGCUUGGAUCUGCGACAGCUGCGGAAUGGGGUUCCUUAACGAAGACAAGUUCAGGGAACACGUGGAAGGACACCAGCACCAUAGCUUGCCGUGCCAUUAUUGUCCUCAGGACUUUCAAGAUAUCGAAGCGUGGACCCACCAUAUCCGAGUAGAACACAACAUGGCUAGUCUAUUUUAGUAAAAUAUACAUUCUGUUAAAAUACCUAGGAUAAAUUUAAAUUAUCUGUCUGAAGAAGUCAUAUUAUUUUUUUACAAAUAAGUGAAUUUGUUUUUAGUUAAAUGAAAUGUUACUUAUAGUUGUUGGAAUAUAGUUUUGUUA
This is a messenger RNA of Ostrinia nubilalis (European corn borer), 515 nucleotides long. RefSeq lists its product as uncharacterized. Bases 60 to 374 code for a protein of 104 amino acids. The record is from RefSeq and is a predicted model, not a curated record. The transcript has 3 exons. NCBI's taxonomy places the organism in Eukaryota, Metazoa, Arthropoda, Insecta, Lepidoptera, Crambidae.